CAGUGCCUUUUGUAGAGAACAUGGUAGCCAACGCUUCCAUCUUGUCUAUCCUCGCUGUCAGCAUCGAGCGGUAUCGUGUCGCCAGUCGCCCCCUUAGUCAACACGGCGGGAGCUGCAACGCUGCUGUUAAGACAAUGGUGAUGAUCUGGGUCAUCUCAGCGACAGUGGCGUCUCCAAUUCUGUUCAUAACCAAGUACAAAAGUGCCCUACUCCUGGAUGGAACUUCCGUCAAAGUCUGCAAAACAACGUUACAUCUCUCAUGGCAUAAAAUAUAUGUUCUGUUAUCGACAGUGCUCUUCUUUCUCAUUCCUUUUGUUGUCCUGGUGUUUUUGUACUCGAAAAUGUGUCUGCGGGUUCUAUCGUCCAGGAGGAGUAGUAUGGAGGAGAUCCCUGCUCAGACGAAGGAGGUGAACCGUCUGAAGAAGCAGCUUCUCCUUAUUGUCUUAACUGUGGUGCUGGCCUUCUUCCUCUGCCAAACACCAUACCGUGCCAUUGUUUUAUGGAUGCUUUUCGAUACAACAAAAAGUGUUCGCAAUCUUGGUUUCGUCGGUUAUUUAAGUUUGAUCUACUUCACCAGGAUUCUUCUUUACUUGAACCAUGCGAUAAAUCCCUUUUUGUACAACUUCGUGUCCAGGAAAUUUCGACGUGCCUUAACCUCAAUUUGUUGUAGGACAUUGCGAAGGAAAUCUUUUAAUGACUUUCGUGAAGGACGGAAUAGGAACUUUGCCGUUGAGAUACAAAACAGACUCAGGUGUGGGCAGUUGCGGAGUCUGGAGCAAAGGAAUUGCCUUUCACCACGCCACCGACAUCGGCAUCGUCAAAAUGACUUUUUGAUGUUGUAUGAAAACCUUAUUGAAUGACAUUUUAAAAUGACAUGUUUGCGCUUCUGUUUUCACGAAAUUGGCAAGAGGCUUCUGCC
This is a messenger RNA of Haliotis rubra (blacklip abalone), 919 nucleotides long. RefSeq names its product neuromedin-U receptor 2-like. NCBI's taxonomy places the organism in Eukaryota, Metazoa, Mollusca, Gastropoda, Lepetellida, Haliotidae. Gene Ontology annotation, biological process: G protein-coupled receptor signaling pathway. Bases 21 to 860 code for a protein of 279 amino acids. The transcript has a single exon. Gene Ontology annotation, molecular function: G protein-coupled receptor activity. The record is from RefSeq and is a predicted model, not a curated record. Gene Ontology annotation, cellular component: plasma membrane.